This is a messenger RNA of Aphis gossypii (cotton aphid), 3209 nucleotides long. Its product is annotated as sialin-like. Gene Ontology annotation, cellular component: plasma membrane. Gene Ontology annotation, biological process: monoatomic anion transport; transmembrane transport. The coding region runs from base 215 to 1684 and encodes 489 amino acids. Lineage: Eukaryota; Metazoa; Arthropoda; Insecta; Hemiptera; Aphididae. The transcript is spliced from 12 exons. The record is from RefSeq and is a predicted model, not a curated record. Gene Ontology annotation, molecular function: transmembrane transporter activity.
AAGUAAUUAACUGCUCUGCUUUACAGUAGGUGUACUUCAUAAUUCAACAAGUCACUGUUAUGCAUAUUACAUUACAUUUUAAUUCAAUGAUAAAUCAUUACAUACAUAAUAAAUUUUGAACGAAGACGACCUAACAAUCUUCACCCAAUAUGAGAAUACUAUAAUACAAGGUAGGUAGUUAUGCGAUUGAGAUUUUACUUCUACAAAAACAAUCAUGGAGAAACGGACAGUUCUAUGGUACAUGGCUUUCUGGGGGUUUGCUAUUAAUUACAUGUUUCGAAUGAAUAUUAAUAUAGCCAUCGUGUCAAUGAUUAAACAUUCAAUAUCGAAAACUAAUGUUACGGUUAUAUAUGAGUGUCUUAGGCACACCGAAUCGUUGAAGUCAAACAAUACUAUUGCACAAAUAUCUUCAGUGGAUCAAAACGAUAAUAAAUUUGAAUGGGACGAAUAUCAGCAAAAUUCAAUACUGGGUGCAUUUUUCACAUUACAUGUAAUCAUGCAAAUACCAGGUGGAGUUUUGGCACAACGAUAUGGUACAAAAACCGUUUUUGGUAUCAGCAACGGUGUGGCAGCGAUAUUGUCCUUUGCAGUACCUGCAUCUGCAAAAUUCAGCUAUAAAGCACUCGUGUUAGUUAGAAUUAUUCAAGGACUUAUAUCCGGUGCUGUGUGGCCUUCAAUGCAUACAAUGACUGCUAAAUGGAUACCACCACACGAGAGAAGUCGAUUUGUUUCAGCAUACCUAGGAAGUUCGGUCGGUACAGCAGUAACAUAUAUCAUGUGUGGAUAUCUCAUCGCUUCGUUUGGUUGGGAGAGUGUAUUUUAUGUUAGCGGAGGACUAGGUCUAUUGUGGGCUAUUUGUUGGAUUUUACUAGUCUAUGAUACUCCUGCCAAACAUCCAACUAUCAGUAUUAGAGAAAGAACAUACAUAGAAAAUUGCCUUGGUAAAACCAUACAAACUAGAUCAAAACCGUUAUCGAUACCUUGGAAAUCAUUAGUUUCAUCCAAAGUACUGUGGAUUAAUUUAGUCACUCAAGGUGGAGGUAUCUGGGGUUUAUUUACACUUGCAGCUCAAGCUCCAUCAUAUUUUAACUUUGUCUUAGGUUUAAAUAUAAAACAGACAGGUUUAUGGUCUGGAAUGCCUCAUUUUGUACGAUGGGCGUUUGCUUUUGGAUUUAGUAUGAUAAGUGAUCGUUUAGUGAAAUCUCAAAGAAUGUCUAUGACCAAUGUACGAAAGUUGGCGACAUGCUUUUGUAAUAUUUUACAAGGGUUUUUCAUUUUGGGUCUUUGCUAUUCUGGAUGUAAUUCACUGGUUGCAGUAAUCAUGCUUUUUAGCGCGACUGCCGUAAACGGUGCAGUAUCUUCUGGGGCACUUGCUGCAGUAGUGGACAUUGCUCCGAACUACGCAGGUGUGGUUCAAGGUAUUAUUGGAACUGUUACCGCGACUUCUGGAUUCAUUUCACCCUUUAUUGUUGGUUAUUUAACCUUACAUCAGCAAACAUUGAGUCAAUGGUGUAAAGUGUUUCAUUUAUCUGGGGCAAUAUGCAUAGGUACUGGAUUAAUAUACAUAUUUUUCGGAACAUCAGAUGUACAAAAAUUUAAUACAUACGAUGAUUCAGUUUCAAAUGAAAAAGAAUUGAAAUUAAUCGUUAAGAAACCUAAUAAUUCUCAUAAUUUGGAUACAUAGGUUUUAUGGUUUUAUGUAAUAGUCUAAAAGAAUUAGUUGAUUUAUUUUUACAUUGUUCAUGUAUAACACAUAAGUGUUAUUCUUAGUAAUCUAAAUAAUCCAAAUAUAUGACAUUUUUAUGUGAGGAUAGACUUUAAAUAUAAAAAUAAGUAUACUUUAUUAUUUGAUUUAUUAUAUAUCAUGAUGUUGUGUUCUUAAUUGUUAGUUAUACAAAUACAUAGUAACUAUUAAAUAUAAAUGUAUCUAUUAUCAUUUACCAGUGCUACUUGUAUUUGCAGUUAUUAAAAAAAUAUUUGUAGUAUGUUGGCCAUUAUUAUUAAUAAAAAACUAAUGUUCAAACUAAAUCAAAUUACAACAUAAACUAUUGUACCUACAACCACCAAAUAUGGAUUUAAUUAAUUAAAUCGUUGCUAAUAUUUUUUUUUCCAUCCUAUUUGGUACUCAUUUGUGGUUGAUAAGAAUAUGAACAGAAAAGUCAAUGGCCGGAUUAUCACUAAUAAGUGGUCUUUAAAAAUAAUUUUGUGUCAAUUAUUUUUAGGAGGUGGAAAAUUGUAUUAUGUUAUUAAGUAAGUAAAUCGAAGAUUGAAGCUCGAUUGAAUUUAAUUUUGUUUGAAUUUAGUUUUUAGUAAUAACUGACUUGAUUUAUAUGUUAGUGAAAUCUUAGUUAUAAAUAUUUUGGAUUAUUUUUGAAGACAUACUCCACUUUCCCACAUUAUAUUUCAUAAAAAUUAUUUAUGCCUAGUAAGUACUAAAUAAUACUAUUUGCAUUGGGGUGGGCUUGGGAGAAAAUUUGGACUUGUUAAUUAGGGAGAUUUGCGUCAUUUGUGAAAUGAUUAAUAUUUGUAAGCACUAAUUGCCAAUAUUGUUAUUGUAAAGUUAAAUCAUUCAAAAAUUAAUCAAUCCAUUUGUAUAGAAUUCUUGAAGGUGAUCAUCGAUAGUAUGAUUUAUGUUGCUAUUUUGUGCGCUUUUUGGUAGAUUUUUAUGUUGUAUAAAAGCUAUUGAAGGAAGAGUAUGUUUUUCAUAUAUUACUCAUAAUCCACGUUUUAUUAUUACCUACUUAUCGUAUUGUGAAUAAUUAUCAGAAUAUAUAUUAUUUGGAUAUAUAGUAAUAGUAGGUGUUUUUGAAAUAUAAUAAAAAGCUGAAAUAGAUAUAUUUAUAAAAUUACUAUAGUUACCUUUUAUUUGUUUAAUAAUUGCACAAGAUUUCCAUUUGAAUAGCAAUUAUUUUAAUUGAUUAAGUAUUUCUGUACCAUCUAUUAAAGAUUAAUCUUUUUAUUUAUUUAUUAAAAUGUUGUUAUCUACGUGUUUUGACUACAGAUGGGGCCGUACGGGGGUGACCAUUAUCGAGGAUAACGUCACAUAAGUUGAUACAAUAUUUACAUAAUAAUUACUUAAAAAUUACAUUGUUGUAUCUUGUAUCUAGUUACCUACUUCAUUUUAUUUGAAUUUAAAUGAAUUUCUUAUUAAUUACAUAAUCCACAUAUGAAGACUUUGAAAAUUGUAUUAUCCAGUUACUUUUCAUGAA